Messenger RNA from Fusarium musae, 855 nucleotides. RefSeq lists its product as uncharacterized. Bases 1 to 855 code for a protein of 284 amino acids. Gene Ontology annotation, cellular component: plasma membrane; lipid droplet; mitochondrion. The transcript has a single exon. NCBI's taxonomy places the organism in Eukaryota, Fungi, Ascomycota, Sordariomycetes, Hypocreales, Nectriaceae. Gene Ontology annotation, biological process: glycolipid biosynthetic process. The record is from RefSeq and is a predicted model, not a curated record.
AUGACCGCUGGCUGGGCUGCCGUUCCCGCAGAUCUAUCCGUCUAUCUCGCCGCUCUAAAACUUCAACGCCACUUCUCUCUUCCUACUCGUGAAGUCCUGGUCUGUCUUGAAGAUGUCCGCGGUUCUUUCAGCGGCGGAAGCCUCAGCUCACUGUGUAGCCUCGAGCCCGUCAACAUCGCCCCUUUUGAUUUAUCUCCUGUGCCAAGGACUGAACAACAAGGGGCCAAAACGGGGGUUCUUCCGCCCCCCAACGCUUUUGGCGUCCAAACCGUUGAUGAACUGGGCGUUUUAGUGGAAAGUACCCAUGCACAGGUAGAGGAGGUUGUCAUCGGCCGAAGCUGGGGCUUAUACGCCGGUCAUGGAUCAGGCUUCCUGAGCCCGGAAGGCUACGGAAAGGAUUUCUUCUUCUCGUCAAGAAUGAAAUGUUCUAAUGCUUUAUCAGCAUUGGUGUUUCGAACUAGCCUCUCCCUUGUCACAAAUGCGAUCACAAAAAUCCCUCCUGUACGCUACUUGGCCGCCCGGGUGUUCCCACCAGGAACAGGUCCAUCUGAGGAAGCCCGUAGAAGCCACUAUUUCAAGUAUCGCACUCUGGCUAUAGCAGACAACAAAGGAGCUGAGCCUGUUCCGAAAGUUGAAGUCAAGUUCGCAUAUAGUGGCGAUCCGUACGUGUUCACAGGCGUAGCACUGACGCAAGUGGCAUUGGUCCUCCUGCAAGGAACCAUACCUUCUCACAAACGCGGAGGUAUUUUGACAUCUGCAGCAUUGGGCGAGGAGUUUGUAACGAGGCUAAAGCAGCCGGAGGCGGGUGUCGAGAUAGAGGUUGAGGUACUGGGCGAACAAUUUGACCGUGUGUAA